CGGGCGCCUAGUACGUCACUCUCAGUCGGUCUGGCAGGUCCGCGAGACAGUGCCAGCCACCCAGGGUCGCAGCUACCGCAGUCUUCGUGAUAGCGCAGGUUUGCGUUUCGUAGUGCGUGAGCAGUCUACUGUCUACGAAACACUUCUUUGGACGAAUCACAGUUUGUGAGGUUACCAGUGUGUUUGAUCUGCAGCGCCACAUCGGUCGAGCGGAUCGCAUCCUCGCCAAAGGGAGGACUAGACGCUGUUUAUUUCGGCGAACGUCUACCGUCGUCGUCCAAGCUGCGGUGUGGAGAGUGAGGACGUGGAAGUCAGAGUACACUGUUUCAGCAAGGCGCUGUAAUCGCAAACUCGCUUGUCGGAAGUGCCGCUAGGCGGCAGCACCGCAGCUAGUGACGCGGCUCGUCGCUCAGUGAUCAGCUGUGUUUGGCGGCAGAGAGUCGAGUGAGAGGUGUCGGUGUAGGUAGGUGCUCACAGAAGAGUUGACAGAUUCAGCUUUUUAUUGUGAAGAUAUACUUGCAUCCUCUUUGAUACAAGAAUCCCGUUGACACAACGCACGGGAAUUUAAAGACUGCCAGUGUGAAACAAAGACCUGAGCAUAUGCUCUAUUAUCGGGAACAAAAACUUCUGGGGAAGAGACAGUCUUCUGAAACGGUUCUAGAAAUGAGAGCAUAAAAAGCUGCAAGAAGCAUUCUGAAGUAGGACGACAAGAAAACGUUGUGAUGUACAGCAUGCAUGCAAUUGGAAAAUUCAUAAGCAACUUCAGGGACUUCUACAAUGAAAUCAACGCAGCAACGCUAACAGGUGCAAUUGACGUGGUCGUUGUUGAACAACCCGAUGGCAAUUUUACGUGUUCACCAUUUCAUGUUCGCUUCGGAAAACUGGGGGUUUUGCGUAGCAGGGAAAAAGUGGUGGACAUUGAAAUAAAUGGAGAGCCGCAAGAUAUUCAUAUGAAAUUGGGAGAGAGCGGUGAGGCGUUUUUUGUUGAAGAAGUUCCAAGUGGUAAUGGAUCGGAUGAAUACAUACCACCACAUUUAGCCUGCUCUCCGAUACCUCAAGAUUUUUUCCCACCACAUUUUGCAAGUCGGGAGCUUCACGAUGAAGAGACAGCAGCAGAAGCCGAUACCGACGUCCAUCACAGCAGUGACAGUAUACAUGAUGAAACUACGUUUGUAAUGGAUGAUGUAUCUAGUCACCCAGAUGAUGAUCAAAAAGACAACACAAGGUCUUUCGAAAGUGCCACGGGCAAAGAAGUUACUGAGUCUCAGUUACCUGAUAGUGCUUCACUAAUUCAGCCAAAGACUUUUUGUGCAGAAACUCUGAAUGAAAGUAGUGAUUCAGCCGAAAAGGUCCGUAAAAUUAGCAUUGUUCAAGGAGAGUUUAGGCCGAUUUCGGUGGAUGGAGAUUUUGAGCUAGAUGAAAGUAGAGACACUGGCGCUCAGCAUGACAGUGUUGCUGUUGCCUCUCAGAGCUUAUCAGGAAGGAAGGAUUCGCAUAAAGAGAAUUCCGCACCAUCCGAAGACAGUUUGAAACCUGUAAAUUCAAACAAUAGGAGGAAGAAGCGUAGGAAGUCAUUGAAGAAAAAGGCCGGUCAGAAGAAGACUAAUGGAGGAGGUGGCUCAAGCAGUCAAACAGAUCAUUCCGAACUGUCAGAGGGCCGGGACGCGAAGGACCAAGACGAUGUUGCAGAACAGUCGUGCCACGAUGAACAGGCUGAACCACCUGUCACAUGCAGCCACCUUGGAGGUGUUAUUGUGGACAGUGAUGUGACAACAGUGUACUGUUCAGAGUGUGACACAUGUCGUAAAAGCCAGUUAAAGCCAACAAUUACGGUCAGCAGUCCAGAUCCGCAUACUUCUGUGAGUGAUGCACAGCCUGAUAGUGUACUUGUUGCAGCGGCCAGUAACUUGGCUGAGCUUUCAAGGAUACAGCAUGCUUCCACAGAGACUGACUUUCAUUUCUUCAGUGACACUGAAUUGACUCCAGGAUGCAGAAGAGAAAUUCCGAGCUGCCGAAUUACGUCUGCUCUUUCAGAAACAGCCUUCGAAGUUUUAACAUCAGUCCUGAGCCAUUUCCCACAGGACUCACGUCCCAGCUCCCCAGUGCAGUCAGAUACAGAGUACGAGGUCAACAGACAGUCAAAGGGUGUUAGUACGGAAGGAUGCCUCAGCCAAGAUGAACAUGGAGUAAUGCAGCAGUCAUGGCGAUGGGGAGAACUGCCUUCCCCACCAGCCAGAUCUCUGUCCACACAGAGCCCACGUGUGAUGACUAAGGAGAAGCCCGACCUGGAGCCGGUAUCUUCUAGUGAUGAGGAUGUCCAGAAACAGCAACAAGCAGCAGAGGCAGCGCAGAGGUCCAUGCUGAGUGGCAUGUUCAGUUUUAUGAAGAAGACAAAAAGGAUUCGCCACAACCCAGAGUCUGAAGGAAUCUACUUGUCUGAUCUCAAUAUGGAUGAACUGGACCCUGAGGUGGCUGCCCUGUAUUUUCCCACGUCUUACAGGCAGGGCCCCUCUACUGCUGCUCCUCAACAUCUUCAAGAAGAACCACAGGAGAGGCAGAGAGAAGAUGAUGCAGAGUCAGGAAAUGGAACGUCUCUACCUCAGUCUCCAAACAGUGUUGAAGGAGCAGUUUGUGGUCCAAAGUCUUUGGAUAGUGAUUUUGAUGAAUUGAAACACUCAGUUUUUGAAAAAAAAUCAUAUGGAGAAAUAUCCUUGUCACUUUGUGGUGGCUUAUCAGAUGGAAGAAAAGGACCAUCAGAGGAUGCGUUUCUACAGAAUAUUAUUGCGUAUGAUGAUAUCGUUAGAGAUCCAAAGAUUAUUGAGAGCCCAAAUUUAGUUGUGAGAUUCAAUGGCAAGUUCUACAACUGGAAGACAGCUUGCCCAAUAGUGAUGUCACUUGUAGUUUAUCAAAAACCCCUGCCUCAGGAAGUAAUUGAUACACUGUGUGCCGAGUACAUGACAAGUAAGAAAGAUUCAAAGCAGUCAACAUACUCUUCGUGGUUUUAUUGGAGACGAGCAAGCCAGUCACAGAAACGUGAUGAAGCUCCUUCCCAAGAACAGGAGCUAUCAUCUCCUGAGGCAGAGAGGUUGUCUGAUGUAAAGGAGGAUGCUUCAGUUACCAGUGGAGAAAUGCCAGAACAACUGAAAGAUACCUCCAGAUUGAAACAGAAAAGCUUGAGUGAAGAGGAGGAUAUGGCAAAAGAAACAGAAAAGCAAGAGCUACCAAAAUCAGAGACAAAAGAUAUUAAAACUGAUGAAAUAGAAUGUUUGCAAGAAGCAACCUUCCAAGAGUUGGAAACAAUGACAGCUGCUCAGAAAGAAUCAAAAGAAGAAGGGUACAGUGGUUCGAACUCUUCAGAUGAGUCAGAUGGUGGCCAAACAAAACAGCAAAUCGUGAAGAAACCUCUUGAGAAGAGAUCCUAUUAUGAUCAUCCAGAAAAGUACAGGAAAACUUUGCGUCUUUCUUCUGAUCAGAUUGCUAAGCUAAAUCUCCAGGAAGGUGCUAAUGAGGUUGUCUUCAGUGUUACCACAGCAUACCAAGGAACAACUAGGUGCAAAUGCCACAUAUACCGUUGGCGUUAUGAUGAUAAGAUUGUUAUCUCUGACAUUGAUGGGACAAUUACCAAGUCUGAUGUUCUUGGGCAUAUCUUACCCAUUGUUGGGAAGGACUGGGCACAGAGUGGAGUAGCACAACUUUUCACAAAAAUAAAAAAUAAUGGCUAUAAGCUGUUAUAUCUCUCAGCACGGGCCAUUGGUCAGGCACGUGUAACAAGAGAAUACCUUAAAUCUAUAAAACAAGGGAAUCUCUCGCUGCCUGAGGGCCCACUGUUGCUCAACCCCACCAGUUUGAUCAGUGCAUUCCACAGAGAGGUAAUAGAAAAGAAGCCUGAGGAAUUCAAGAUCUCAUGCCUCCGUGAUAUUCAAGCAUUGUUUCCAGAAAACAGCAAGCCAUUCUAUGCUGGAUAUGGCAAUAGAAUUAAUGAUGUAUGGGCAUAUCGUGCUGUGGGCAUUCCAAUUUUCAGAAUAUUCACCAUUAAUCACAGGGGGGAACUGAAACAUGAAUUGACGCAGACAUUCCAAUCUUCGUAUUCUAACAUGAGCUACAUUGUGGAUCAGAUGUUUCCACCUCCUCCAGAAGAUACAGCUGAAGAUUUCUCCAAUUUUGUUUAUUGGCGAGAUCCAAUUGCUGAGAUAGAACUGGAUCCAUCACUUGUGUCAGGCCAUUCUGCAAUAUCAGCUAAUGAGGCAGGACACAAGAAAGCAGCUGGCACAGCUUAGUUAUUAUUUAUUCAUAUAAAUACCCUCGUUUAGAUUCUCUGCCACAUUGUUCACUUGUUACACAAGUCCUGAAUUAAAAAAAAAAAAAUGCUUUAAAAGAGUGGUAAAUGUGUUUGUAGCUAGCAGAUGAACCAUUUUAUGAAAUUAAAUACCAGGCUUUGUUUUGUGUGUGUGUGUGUGUGUGUGUGUGUGUGUGUGUGUGUGUGUGUUUGAUCAGAGAAAUCAGCUUGCAUUGAGUAAUUUUUAAGUGCCAACAAUUUUUUGACAGUAUUUCGGCACUGUUAGGUGCAAAACUAAACUGGAUUGUAAUAUUCUGUCCUUUGUACUUGAUUUUAGGUGCUAAAAUAUACAUUGUGAUCAAUUCUCCAGAACAAUAGGAGUUCCUGUUUGCAAAUUUACUAAAAAGCCAUUAGUUUUUUUUU
This is a messenger RNA of Schistocerca nitens (vagrant locust), 4699 nucleotides long. RefSeq names its product phosphatidate phosphatase LPIN2 (gene Lpin). Lineage: Eukaryota; Metazoa; Arthropoda; Insecta; Orthoptera; Acrididae. The record is from RefSeq and is a predicted model, not a curated record. Gene Ontology annotation, biological process: fatty acid catabolic process; triglyceride biosynthetic process; cellular response to insulin stimulus. Gene Ontology annotation, molecular function: phosphatidate phosphatase activity; transcription coactivator activity. Gene Ontology annotation, cellular component: nucleus. The coding region runs from base 723 to 4277 and encodes 1184 amino acids. The transcript has 22 exons.